Molecule: messenger RNA, 2192 nt
Organism: Clarias gariepinus (North African catfish)
Lineage: Eukaryota; Metazoa; Chordata; Actinopteri; Siluriformes; Clariidae
Product: glycine N-acyltransferase-like protein 3
Exons: 6
Coding region: 275-1093 (272 amino acids)
Cellular component (GO): mitochondrion
Molecular function (GO): glycine N-acyltransferase activity
Source: RefSeq, a predicted model, not a curated record
AAUCAAUGUCAAUCCCCUGUUGUUGGUUGUACUGAGCAGAAAAAUAAAAAUCCUUCUUUUCCCUCCCAGCUAAAGAAGUAAAGACACAGUCGAUUAGUUAUGGUGGAUAUGUUUUUUACAGACGGUCCCAAAAGACUGUAUUUACGCUCUACCCAUAUCACGUUUGGCUGCUUUACCAAUGAGGAAGUUGGAUUGGAUUCAAGAUCUGGAUCAGGAAGUUCAGGAAUGGUUUCGGUUUUAAUGUGACUCAGCCUAAACCGGUCUUUGCACAACCAUGAAGUUGCUGAACAAGGAGGAACUAAAGAAAGCAGAAGAAGUGCUCAGGCAUUACUUCCCUUAUUCGCAGCAGGCAUAUGGAUAUGUUUGUGUAUUGAAUAGAAAACAAGCUGACCCCAUAGAUGUGCUGGUGGACCAGUGGCCAGAUUUUAGUGUGCUACUCAUCAGACCACAACGGCGUGAGAGAGCAGACCUUUUUAAACUCAUAAGCAUUUACACCAAGGAUGAAACAGCUCUCAAGAAUGUGCUGACCAGGACAGAUGUUCUUGAUUGGAAGCAGUACUUCCGUAUAAGUGUUGACCAGCGCUUUGAGGAGGUGAUAAAGGCUGUAGCAGUGAGCAGAGGGUUACCAAUGAAUAAAAUUUAUGUCUGCCGUGUGAUGAAAUUGCAAGAUCCUUCUAAUCUCACGACUAAAAGGUUACCGUUAGAAAUAUCCUCGCUUAAUGAAUCUAACAUGAGUCUGGUUUGCUCCACAUGGAAGUAUAACCAAGGCGAAUUUAGCGAAAGCUUUAUCAGGAACAUGAUAAGGAACUUCCCAUCGCUUUGUGUGCUGGAUGCAGAGGGUCAGCCGGUGUCAUGGAUAUUAACCUAUCCUUUUAGUGCAAUGGGAAUGCUGUACACAAUGCCGGAGCACAGACAGAAAGGUUAUGCCAAAGCCCUGGUCACCAUAAUGGCAAAGAAACUGCAUUCAGAGGGUUAUCCAGUGUACUGCUUAAUUGAGGAGGAUAACGAACCAUCCCACAGACUCUUUACCAGUUUAGGUUUUACUGCAGAUCCAUUGUACAAGAUCAGUGGUUUUACAUUUAAUCAAGCAUGAACGGGCUUUAAGAUGAAUUCCUGUUAUGAUCUCAUAAAUGUGUACAAACUGAUCUUGUAGAAUUUGUACCGCAUCAAAUAAAUAGGGUAUUUGGAUUUAAUUCAAUUUCAUACAAAUUACCUGAACCACACACUAACCCCAACCACCUCUAAACGUAAAGUGUUAUAUAUCCACACACUUUACAGUAGUUAAGUACAGUAGUUAUUAUACGAUAUAAAUUAUUUUUUAAAACUAUUUCAUAUUAAGCAAGUUCAGUUGAUAUUUACAAGUUCCGAAAUACAUAACAUUAGUUUUGAAAUUAAACACUGAUUAUCAUUUAUAUACCAGUACACUGGCGACAGGACCUUGGACACCCAAGGCUCACCCACACCCACAGAGACCAAAGGCUAGCCUGUCUAGUCUGAUUCAAUCGAAAAGGCAAUUCAGCACAAAUCGUUAAAAAAAGUAUAUUCUGGCUGCAAUAGAAAUGUAUCAGAAAACCCAGUGCACCACAGCCUGCCACACACUUGUCCCAGCAGACAAGAAGCCCAAGGCCACCGACUUUCACACUCCCCAGAUCCAGAUCUGAUCAUGCACCCAUGAGAUGCACUGGACAAACAAGUCAGAUUCACAGAGGCCCCUUCCCGCAACCAAGAGCACCCAAAGCUUCCGCUGCCAGUGUCCUGUUGCCAGACACCACAGCACACUCCCAGAGGUCUAGUGGCGUCAUUCACCACGGAGCCAGACCUGUCCUGGUGGCACAGGAGAACCUAAUCAACAGUGUAAACAAUGUUUAUGUUGCAAUGUUAUGUCUAAUCAGUGUGCAGUAGAAUGGCCAGGUUAUAUUCGUGCAUAUGCAGUAAAUCAUCUUUUAUUGUAACCUGGCUUUUGGUCUCCUAAUUCUUUCUUUUUUGUGCUAUUUUCGGUUUUUCUUUAAUUACUUGUUGUUAGCAGAACAUACAGGCUAACAAAAAGUAAUCAAAGAGAACCUGGUAUAGCACAAAUUCAAACUUUGUAAUAAUGUUAAUGUAAUGUAAGGAAAUAUUGUAGACUUUUCUAACCCAAUGUAAUAAAAAAAGAUAAAAUGUCAAUCAUAUUUAAUUAAAUUGUGUUGUUUGUG